Molecule: messenger RNA, 315 nt
Organism: Pelobates cultripes (western spadefoot toad)
Lineage: Eukaryota; Metazoa; Chordata; Amphibia; Anura; Pelobatidae
Source: the annotation of a GenBank genome assembly
AUGGCGACACCACAAGGCACCGUCACUAUUGGGAGAUACAGUCGUGCAAACGGCCACACAAACUUGACCAGACACCUAGACAGGACUGUGCAUACACACCAUCUUACCUCUAGCACCGGCUGGCAAAAACGAGGCACACAUAUUGGGGAUGUCACCCCGCCACCCCCCAGACCAACACCAUUCUACCCUUCACUCUCACGCCUUGGCUCUCACACCCCAAAUCACACAGCCUAUUUGGGUCAAGACCUAGACAAUUCGUUGAAGUUCAUUAAUCAUUAUCAUAAUUUUCUAUACGCUGAAUGCCAGCUGAAAUAG